AUGCCGACAUCCAUUUGGCCCUGCAGCAUGUCGUUUUGGGAUGCACAAAUGACUGGCGUCAUCAUGGACUUUCAAUCCUUCUUUCUGGUCCCUGCCGCCCUGUUCAUUUUGGUACUGGCAGCGCACCAAUGUGCAGCCCUCAACAUUAGCGAGGAGGCAGUCUCGGCCAGUGCCCCAAGCGCCUACCUCAUCAUGAAGAAUGUUACCUAUUCUGCCGACGUCCCUCUCAUGGGCUACCUGGCUUACGACAAGCGGAUCAGCGCUCCCCGUCCGGGCCUUGUCGUCUUCCCUGACUGGGACGGCAUCGGGGGAUACGAAUACUACCGGGCCAAAAUGCUCGCGGCGCUGGGCUACAUAGUCUUCGUUGGAGACAUCUACGGCAGCGACGUGGUUCAAGGCCCCUCACUUCCCGUGGAUCUGAGGGCCCAGUACCUCCUGCAGCUAGUCAACCAUCCGGAUAUUUUCCGGGGCCGGAUGGUCGCUGCUCUCGCAACCUUGAGAAAGGUUCCGAAUGUGGCCACCGCUAGGCUGGGUGCUGUGGGCUACUGCUUGGGUGGCACAGGAAUCAUCGAGCUGGCACGCGCUUAUCCAAACGGCACUGACGGAUUGAGCGGCGUUGUGGGCUUCCACGCGGGGAAGCUCGACACCGUCGGUUCCACGAUCAUGCCAAACGCCCCCAUCGAGAUUCUUCUGCUACAAGGGGGAAACGAUACAAGCGCCGAGAUGAAGGCUGCCGACAUCUCCUACAAAAUCAUCGACUAUCCCGGAUCCUUCCACGCCUUCACAGAACCGUCCACAUGUCUUAUGUGGGACUUCACCGCCAAGCCCUUCAAGCAUCGAACGACCGAAAGGCAGGAGCGAAAGUCGAAACUGUCCUCAUUCGCUAGUGAUCGGCUACCAGGAAAAGUGAAUCCUGCCACUUCACUUCCAGAAAAGCCCUCUCACAACCCGGAAGCAACAGUCGAUCGCGAAGCUGCCAGGAUGAGCUGUCCAUCCUUCUUCGUGGUGUGUGCCGCCCUGAUCGUCUUGGCACUGGCAGCGCAUCAAAGUGCAGCCCUACCAAUCAGCGAGGAGAGAGUUUCGGCCAGUGCGCCAAGCGCGUACCUCGUUCUGAAGAACGUUACCUACUCUGCGGACAUCCCUCUCAAGGGCUACCUGGCUUACGACAAGCGGAUCGCCGCGCCUCGCCCGGGCCUCGUCGUCUUUCCUGACUGGGACGGCAUCGGGGGAUACGAACAUUACCGGGCCAAAAUGCUCGCGGCUCUGGGCUACAUAGUCUUUGUGGGAGAUCUCUACGGCAGCGACGUGGUUCAAGGCCCCUCUCUUUCCCAGGAUCUGCGGGCAGAUUACCUCCGGCGCCUAGUCCAGAACCCCAAAACCUUCCGGGGCCGCAUGCUGGCUGCCCUCGCAACCUUGAGAAAGGUUCCGAAUGUGGACACAACUAGGCUGGGUGCUGUGGGCUACUGCCUCGGUGGCACAGGGAUCAUCGAGCUGGCACGUGCGUAUCCAAACGGCACUGACGGACUGAGCGGUAAGUCCGGCGCUUUCGACGGCGCGUUGUGGGCUUCCACGCCGGGAAGCUCGACACGCGGUUCCAAGAUCGUGCUGGACGCCCCUAUCGAGAUUCUCCUGCUACAAGGGGGAAGCGACCCGACCGUUACAGGCCGGGAGACUUUCACGGCAAGCCCUUGCACUUUCUGA
Klebsormidium nitens is the source of this 1701-nucleotide messenger RNA. Lineage: Eukaryota; Viridiplantae; Streptophyta; Klebsormidiophyceae; Klebsormidiales; Klebsormidiaceae. The record is from the annotation of a GenBank genome assembly.